Messenger RNA from Carassius carassius (crucian carp), 887 nucleotides. Its product is annotated as myristoylated alanine-rich C-kinase substrate-like. NCBI's taxonomy places the organism in Eukaryota, Metazoa, Chordata, Actinopteri, Cypriniformes, Cyprinidae. The coding region runs from base 138 to 857 and encodes 239 amino acids. Gene Ontology annotation, biological process: central nervous system development; actin filament organization. Gene Ontology annotation, molecular function: calmodulin binding; actin filament binding. The record is from RefSeq and is a predicted model, not a curated record. The transcript is spliced from 2 exons. Gene Ontology annotation, cellular component: plasma membrane; cytoplasm; actin filament bundle.
UACACUGUUCUUCUCCGAGAUUGGAUUUGCUCUCUACUUUUAGUGGGCUUGUUGGCUAGGUGUUUUAUUCGAAGGAAGAAGCUUGUUGCUCUUUGUUCUGUAUUGGGAUCUGUUGAGCUCUUUGUUGGAGUGAAAGCAUGGGAGCGCAAUUCUCCAAGACAGCUGGAAAAGAAGAAACGGCUGCAGAAACACCUGGGGAGGCUGCAGCUUCACUCUCACCCUCCAAAGCUAACGGACAGGAAAAUGGCCAUGUGGAGGUGAACGGUGAUGCAUCUCCAGCGGCUGCUGAGGAAAAAGAAGAGGUAACGACAGCUCCAGCUGAGAAGGGAGAAAAGGCUGCGGCAGCUCCAGCUGAGAAGGAGGCUGUGGAGGGAGGUAAAACAAACACAGAAGUGAGUGCAUCCACUGAAGAGGAGGCCACAAAAGCUGAGGAUGGCGCACAUCCGUCCACAAGCAAUGAGACGCCCAAGAAGAAGAAGAAACGCUUCUCUUUUAAGAAGUCCUUCAAAUUAAGUGGCUUCUCUUUUAAGAAAACCAAGAAUGAGACAGGGGAUGAUGAUGGCCGCGAAGAAGCCAAAACCGAGGCAGAUGAAGCUGUUGAAGGAGGUGCGUCAGAAGAGAAGGCCAAACCAGUGGAGGAGGCAGAAUCCAAACCAGAGGAGAAACCAGUAGAGGAGCCCAAGGCUGCCAGUCUUGCCCCUGAGGAGUCCAAAGAGGAGGAGAAACCUGCAGAGCCAGCAGCGAUAACAGAGCCUGCUCCUUCUAAGAAUGAAGCACCUGUAACAGAGGAAUCCACUCCCACUGUUCAGGAAGCAGAAUCCAGUCCAGAGGUCCUUGCAGAAUCUGCCACAGAUUAAAAUGCACAGUGCAGAUCAGAAGAGAAGGGG